Messenger RNA from Penicillium verhagenii, 828 nucleotides. RefSeq lists its product as uncharacterized. Gene Ontology annotation, biological process: mitotic sister chromatid segregation. Gene Ontology annotation, cellular component: MIS12/MIND type complex; kinetochore. The transcript is spliced from 2 exons. Bases 1 to 828 code for a protein of 275 amino acids. The record is from RefSeq and is a predicted model, not a curated record. NCBI's taxonomy places the organism in Eukaryota, Fungi, Ascomycota, Eurotiomycetes, Eurotiales, Aspergillaceae.
AUGGCCGCACACCGCAGAAUCGAGCUGCAAGCACCAGCAGACCUGACCUACCUCUACACCAACACAGUGUCCCUCUCCCGCAAAAAACUCGACCUCUACUUCCCCCCUUCCGCAACAAACGAUGAUACUCCCGAUCCGAUGCGCGAACGCGUACGAGAAUUAGUCGACGACUACAUAAACCGCACCUUCAUAAGCGCCUCCUCCUCAGUCAGCAUCAACGGCAUUGACUCCACUCACCCUCAAUUCCCCUUCCCAGCCUCAUUCACCGCACCCGAAACAGUCGAAUACGAACCCUACGACACCGAGCUCGCAUCCCGCGUGACAGCACUCUACGCACAGUUGGAAUCGCUCACGACGACAGUCGCGCAGCAGAGACGUGACGCACCCCGACAAGCGGCAAAGGACUACGCAGCCCAAUUGAUGCAGGUGCUCAAAGAUGAAGACGCAGACGAAGACGAGGAUGCGAAAGACGAACCGCUGGAGGAUGCUGGAGAAGCCAUGGACGUGGAUGUGGACGGGCCGUCUGCAAAGCAGAAGCAAAAUGGAACCGCAAAUGGAAACGAAGCAGGCCCGUCACAUGCUCGGAAUCCUAAACGCGGGCGCGCGGAUCCGGCGUGGGAGUUACAGGUCCCGCUUGGGACGGAGGAGGAGGCGGAGCGUUGGCGGAGCGGGGAUAUGGCGGCGGUGUAUGAGCAUGCGUUGCGGACUUUGCAGCGGUUGCAGGGUGAAGCUGAUGAUGAGGAGGGCUCUGAGGGAAAUGCUUUGGCUACCACGGUUGGCAAGGCUGAACGGGCUGGACGGGCGGCUGAUGUUGUGGAGAGCAUGUAA